CGAUAUGGCAGCUACGGAAGCAACAGCUGAGCGCUUCGAAUUCCGAGAGAAGUUUUUAUUUCUGCUGGUAUUCUUUCUUUAUUUAGGGUUGUGUGCCAACUUUUAUUAUACUUACAAUGUCUCAAAAAUCUGCAGUGUGAAGCCAGCAUCCGAUUCUAACUCCAAUGCCGAUUUACUGCAGAAGCAGAGCUUCGAAACACGCACAAGGCCAACGCCAACAGAUAACACUUUCAUUGGUAAUGCAGACGGUGAUCGUUCUCGAGCAGUUGACGUUUCUCAGGAACGCGGGAAAGCCUCUCAACAUGGAAGUGGCUUCAACGGAAAAGGAGGACGCUUUUUACGCAGCUUGAAAGAUGAAAGCUCUGGGUACUUUAGGAGUCAUAAAUCGGAAGUCGAGCCAAAAGACCAAUGGAGUACUUACUUGUUCAAAGCAAAUGAUACAAGUUUUUUAUUCUCAGCCUUAGGUCAUCGCCUUAAGCGGCAUGUUGACCCACAUAAGCGAAGGCAUUGGAGACGUAGCUCGCGAGAUGGUGAUGUCCCGAGCGUUGAGUUUUUCCCCAAGCCACAACCUACGAUAGAAACUGAAGGGUUCGCUUGGGUAACUUCAUAUUCAAGGAUAGCACUGCCUGUCCUUGAAGAGUACUGUCAGUCCACUAGAGAGUUCUGCCCACCAGGCACACCAGGACCACCUGGCAAUCCAGGUAAUCCAGGCUUGAAAGGCGAAAAGGGUGAUAAAGGAAAAAUAGGAUUUACUGGAAAUACAGGACCAAGAGGACCUCAGGGCUUUUCUGGAAUAACUGGACCAAUUGGACCUAAAGGAGAACCAGGAGAGCCAGGUAUACCGGGUCUUGAUGGUCGAGAUGGUCUUCCUGGUGAACCAGGUUUAGAUGGUGUACCUGGACGCGAUGGCGCAGACGGACUUCCAGGAGUAGACGGUAUAUCUGGUAUUCCAGGAACGCCCGGAAGUCCAGGCUUUAAUGGAACAGAUGGUGUACCUGGAGCUCAAGGCCCAAGAGGACCCCCAGGGAAAACUGGUCCAACUGGUCUACCAGGUCCUCGAGGAAGAAAGGGAGAACCAGGGACGCCUGGAAAUCCCGGAACUCCCGGAAUUCAGUCAUGGAGAAUAAACAAGAAGGAAGUAACACAACUAUUAAUACCCCCUGCAAUAGUGGAUAUUGAGAAUAGGUCCACGUUGAUAGUCCAGGAGGGAGAACACAUCCGUCUCCAAUGUUCAGCUUCAGGACAUCCUCUUCCGAAACUUAUCUGGCGAAGGAGUGAUUCGAAAUUCAUAGUAUUAGGAAAUCUUAGAUUGGCAAUGGUGGAAGGGGACCGUCUCAAUAUUAGCAGAGUCACCCGUUAUGAUAUGGGAUCCUACUUGUGUAUAGCAUCAAACGGCGUUCCUCCCCCUGACUCGAGGACCACACUGCUGGAAGUUACUUUUUCACCACUGAUCAAAAUCGCUAAUCCGAUGAUCGGAACAAGGAACCGAGGUUUUGCAUUUCUCGAGUGUUACGUCGAAGCUUUUCCUCAGCCAAUCAACUACUGGCUUUAUGGUGACGACAGACUGUUGGAACAAAGUCCAAAAUACACUAUUAAAGAAGAAGUGAUUAACCACUUUACGUUCAAGAUGACACUGAAUAUUUCGUACGUCGAACGACAAAAUUAUGGAAUUUACAAAUGUGUCAGUAAAAACCACAAAGGAAAAACUCGUGGAAUUCUCACUGUCUACGAGAUUGACCCUUCUAUACAUACUACAAAACCACCAAAAGGAAGGUACAUAUUGUACGGGAAAGCUCCUCCCCCACGGGUCGUAGAGCCAGAAUGUCCACCCUGUCCAGAGUGCCCAGAGCCGAGAAAGUGUCCACUGGGUAGUCAAGGUGGAAAGCUGACUACGGUAAAUGUAAUCAGUAUUAGUAAACAAUUCAACGCUACACACUGGCAGGUGCUCAAACCGAGAACUAAAGAUUGCCUACUGAAUCAAGUCGGGAAGCCAGUUUUCCAGCAAUUUUCUAACGUAUCUCAGGGCUGCUGGAUGAAAGACCCUGCUGCAACCAAUCCCAUUGACGAGAGCAAGCACUGGGUGACGUUGCAAACCGAGAAAAACACGCUUUAUGAGUUCGCAGAUAAAACUUCAUUCCGGAACAACAACUAUACGAAAAAAUACACUCUACCCUUUGAAUUUGUAGGUAACAAUCACGUAGUUUAUAACGGUUCUUUCUAUUACAACCAAGAAGGCACGAACAAUCUGAUCAGGUUUGAUUUACAAACUGAAAGUAAUACAAGCGCCCAGAUUGUCGACGCGGCCUACAAAGAUGACCAAUAUCUUUACACCACACGGCACAGUUACAUGGAUUUAGCUGCUGAUGAAAAUGGAUUGUGGGUAAUUUUUGCCGGCAACAACACUAAUAACACACUGGUACUUAAGUUUCAUCCGUAUUCACUUCAGACAGAAAAGAUGUGGAACAUCACACUGAAACAUCGUGGAAUUGGUGAGAUGUUUAUUAUCUGUGGAGUUCUGUAUACAAUUGAUAGUGUUAAUGAACUGAAUACGCGGAUUUCUUACGCCUUCGACCUGUACCAGAACAAAGCCAUCGACGUCAACCUGGAUUUUACUAAUCCUUUCGUCAGAACCGCGAUGGCCAGUUACAAUGCGAGGGAUGAAGUCAUCUACACGUGGGACAGGGGAAAUCAAUUGGUGUAUCCAGUUAGGUUCGCUACAAUCGACAUGGGCCAGCCUGAUCCCGAAGCAGAAAAGAAAGAUUCGAAAACUUAAUUACACUUUACUGUUCUGUCAAAUGACACUUUCAUUAGCGACGAGUGUGCUUUGAAAAAUGAAAGAACAGAACAAAAGUAUUUCUUAAAGAUAGAAUAGUGAGUUCUAAUAAACGCAGAGAUAAGAAGAUGACGAAGAGUUAAUUUACCAGUUUUUAAUUCAUUGAAAUUUCUCGUUCCACGUUGUUAUUUAAAUGACAUUGGCCUAUGACACAUUUUAACAAGUUAACGUCUGUAAAGCCAAAUAAUUCAGACACCAUCUUAGGUUGGCUUUACCUCUUUCGAUAAAAAGUUUUCUGAUAAUGAACGGGGAUCUUUUAAUUGUUUAGUUAAAAUGUAAUCGUUUCAGCAUUAUUAUUAUUAUCGUUAUUAAUGAAACAUUUUUGGUUGUUUUUAAGUCUGUACUGUGCCUUUCAAGAACCUCAAUACCUAUAAAAUAUAUAUUAGAAUACAGCACGUGUGUAUCUGUUUCGUGAUAUAAACAAUGUCACUACUUCUUUGUGUUUUAUCAUAUGAAUCUAGUAGUUUUUAAAGAUUUUUUCGUCUGUUUUAACUUUAAUUGGUAUUCCCAAGAAGCAAGAUGUUUAAGUAGGAUGAAAAUCGUAGCUAGGGAAGUAAGCUUCCCGUGCAUGUGGGAUUGAAACUGUAACUUCUAUAAUGAAAGAGAAGCAAGCUCAAAUUCUUUGCUUAGCUUCACUUGUUAAAAUUAGAAAACACAAGCUACACUAGGGGAGAGUUAAACAAAAGUUAUCUGGGUCGUAUGUUGGAGCAGUGAUUUUUUAAAAAAAUAUUAUACGUACAGAUUGGUACUCGUUUUUUUUUAAAUUCUAAUCAGUGAUAUCCAGAAAUAAUGUUUGUGUAGUUUGACUAGUAAUGCUCUUUAGUAUGAAAUAAAUUCAACUGGUUACUAUAAAAGUGGUGUUCCUUUGGAAAACAUUUUAUUUUAAAUUACAAGUAAGUGUGCUGAAAGGUGUUUUCGAUGUUCAUAAACUGAAAACUAAAUUACGUGUAUUAUUUAUUGUUUUGGUAAAAAUAUUAUGUUUCUCAUUCAAAUGUAUUCAUAAUUAAAUUCUAAUGUAAUUCUAGAAAACAUCAAGAAAAUCCAAAUAUUAUUCAUAUAUAUAUAUGUGUUACACGAACUCCUA
Limulus polyphemus (Atlantic horseshoe crab) is the source of this 3917-nucleotide messenger RNA. RefSeq lists its product as uncharacterized. Gene Ontology annotation, biological process: signal transduction. Bases 5 to 2773 code for a protein of 922 amino acids. The transcript is spliced from 14 exons. The record is from RefSeq and is a predicted model, not a curated record. Lineage: Eukaryota; Metazoa; Arthropoda; Merostomata; Xiphosura; Limulidae.